AUAUAUCAAGUUUAAAGUUCCCGUAUUUUGUGUCUCUAGCGAACAAGACCGACUCUGGGUUUUUUUUUAUCUAUCUAUCAAAUAUAAUCAUUGUAAAGUUUAGAUAUACUGUGCGUUUUGUUUAUUUGCUUUCGGAGAAGUGGAACGAAGGUGAAAACAAAUAUUUGUGAGUACGGGACUGAAACAUUGGACAAACAAUCAUAUUUGUUUGGGAGUAACGACAACAUAGAAACCAACACGAACGCAUAAAUUUACGCGUCCACUCGCUGUUCAUGCUUAACAAAAGUUACAUAUAUUCUUCGAACACAGAUUUCAUUGAAGGGAUUAUUGUGGUUUUUGGAAAUGGCCAACAUACAGAUUUACCCGACGGAUUCUGCCAACCCUACAGAGUCUGUUAUGGAUCCGCCCAUGGUAUACACCGCCAACCCCACAGACUCUGUCAUAGAUCCGCCCACUGUGUACACCGCUGGCGAUGUCGCAAAGAAUGAUCCACCCCCGUCCUACGACUCUUUGUUUGGGAAGAUUAAACAGGCUAAAGCGGAAUCUAAAGGGAAUGUGGACUUUGGGAAAAAGUGCUGCGCAAUCUGCACAGGUUCAACUCUGUUUACAAUAUUUGUAAGUUUGUUCCUUGGAGUUCCCAUAAGUAUGAUUGUAAUAGGUUCGAUAUACAUGUACGAUUGUCGCGCUGAGAGAAUGAUUCCUAUCUUUUUGGUGGUGCAUGGUGUUUUUCUCUGUGUUGAUAUUUUCUAUGGCCUACUGAAAAAAUGUCUGAAAGAUGACAAGGAAAAAGAUAAGAAAAUGAAGAAAGAAAAAUCCAAAGCCAAGAAAACGGAUGAUUGUCUAGAGACGCUACUUAAUACCUUCCUAAUUGUAUGGUUUUUCUGCGGACACGGAUUUACCUUCAACUUGGACUGGGUUUCCUCUCCUGUCACAGCUCCUAACUACUGUCAUCCCACGCUUUACUACUUCACCUUCUGGAUCAUCAUGUCGGUGUACAUACUGUUAGGUGCCAUUUUAGUCGUCAGUAUUCUUUCGAUGGCAAAUAUAGGGGUUUAUUCGACGGAUUUCGCCAACCCUACAAAGUCUGUUAUGGAUGAUCCUAUGGUCUACACCGCCAGCCCUACGGAGUCUGUCAUAGAUCCGCCCACGGACUGCAUGCUAGAGAAGUCGCAGAGAAGGUCAGCAAUGUGA
This is a messenger RNA of Ostrea edulis (European flat oyster), 1191 nucleotides long. Its product is annotated as transmembrane protein 272-like. The record is from RefSeq and is a predicted model, not a curated record. The transcript is spliced from 6 exons. Bases 343 to 1191 code for a protein of 282 amino acids. Lineage: Eukaryota; Metazoa; Mollusca; Bivalvia; Ostreida; Ostreidae.